This is a messenger RNA of Nymphaea colorata (pocket water lily), 2144 nucleotides long. Its product is annotated as monodehydroascorbate reductase, chloroplastic/mitochondrial. Gene Ontology annotation, cellular component: cytoplasm. The record is from RefSeq and is a predicted model, not a curated record. Gene Ontology annotation, molecular function: flavin adenine dinucleotide binding; oxidoreductase activity, acting on NAD(P)H. The transcript is spliced from 17 exons. The coding region runs from base 260 to 1747 and encodes 495 amino acids. Lineage: Eukaryota; Viridiplantae; Streptophyta; Magnoliopsida; Nymphaeales; Nymphaeaceae.
CGCCGUUUGUUUUUCAUUCCAUCGAUCAGUUUCGAAAUUCAGAUCCAUUUUGAUCGAUCUACAGGGCAGUUGAGAACUCAGCAGGACUCGGGUGGUACAGGUACACAUGGGUUGGGUUCCCAUCUCUUCGGAAGAAAGAAGGCAAGGGUGGGAAGACGACCCUUCGCUCCGGGAACCGACGAUUAGAGGCCAACGGCUCUCUCUGUAGCCCUUCGCUGUCUACUGAAGCCGUCCCUCUUAUGUAAGCACUUCCGGCGCCAUGAACAUCUCAGGGUUGAGGAGGAUGGCCAAUUCAGCGUUGUUCAAGCACGGGGUCUUGCCGUGGUACCAGCAGAGCCCGUUCCUCGGUGUGUUGCCCAGGCAGGGAACCUCUCCGGGGGUUGACCCACCGGCUCGAAGGAGGUUUUCCGUUUCCGCUUCAUUCGCUAAUGAGAACCGCGAGUUCGUGAUCGUCGGAGGCGGCAAUUCAGCAGGUUACGCCGCUCGGACGUUUGUGGAGCAUGGGAUGGCCGAUGGGAGGUUGUGCAUUGUCUCCAAGGAGGCAUUUGCACCAUAUGAGCGCCCGGCACUGACAAAAGCUUAUCUGUUUCCCUUGGAUAAAAAGCCAGCAAGGCUUCCUGGCUUCCAUACAUGUGUGGGUUCUGGUGGUGAAAGACAAACACCUGAGUGGUACAAGGAUCAUGGCAUUGAGGUAUUAUAUGAAGACCCAGUGAUUAAUUUUGAUGCCAAAAACCAAACUUUGGUUACAUCCACUGGAAAGCUUUUAAAAUAUGGAUCUCUUAUUAUUGCUACAGGAUGUUCAGCUUCAAGGCUGCCAGAAAAAAUUGGUGGACAGUUGCCUGGUGUUCAUUAUAUCCGUGAUAUUGCUGAUGCUGAUUCGCUUGUGUCGUCACUGGAGAAAGCAAAAAAAGUAGUAGUUGUUGGGGGUGGGUAUAUUGGAAUGGAGGUGGCUGCAGCCACUGCUGCUUGGAAACUUGAUACGACAGUUGUGUUUCCAGAGGAUCAUCUCAUGCCAAGAUUGUUUACAUCUUCUCUAGCACACAGAUAUGAGGACCUUUAUCAAGCCAACGGUGUUAAAUUCUUGAAGAAUAAAUCUAUAAGCAAGUUAGAGGCUGGUAGUGAUGGGAAGGUUGCGUCUGUGAAACUUGAGGAUGGAUCAACUAUUGAUGCCGACACGGUUGUUGUUGGUAUGGGAGCAAAGCCAGCUGUCAGCCCAUUUGAGGUGGUUGGACUGAACAGCAAAGUUGGAGGGAUACAGGUUGAUAGUCUUUUCAGAACAAGCUUACCUGGUAUUUUAGCUAUUGGUGAUGUAGCAGCAUUUCCUUUGAAGAUUUAUGAUCGUAUUGCACGAGUUGAGCAUGUAGAUCAUGCUCGUAAAUCUGCUGCUCAUUGCGUUAAAGCACUACUGGGCAUACAUAAUGAUUCAUAUGAUUACUUGCCAUACUUCUACUCAAGAGUUUUUGAGCAUGAGGGGAGCACCAGAAAAGUCUGGUGGCAGUUUUUUGGAGAUAAUGUUGGUGAAACAGUUGAAAUUGGAAACUUUGAUCCGAAGAUGGCCUGUUUCUGGCUUGAAUCGGGAAGAUUAAAGGGAAUUUUCCUUGAGAGUGGAAGUCCACAGGAGUUUGAGCUCCUUCCUGGGUUAGCUAGAAGGCAGCCAAUUGUCAGCAAAUCAAAGCUUCAGAGUGCACCAUCUGUGGAGGCUGCAUUGGACAUUGCUAGGCUAGCCCUUGUGGCUGAAACUACAUAGUUCAUUUUAUGACAUGGUCUUCCUCUUAUGUGAAUGGGUAGCCCCAGACAUCACAAUUUAGAAGGUCGUCCUAUUGUCCUGCUUUGGUGAAGCUGGAUUCACAUCUGGUGGGGAAAGAAUAAUGCCAUUCCAGAUUGCCUAAUAAGUAGAUUAUAGGUCUUAUUUUACGCUUGCUUAUCUUAAUAAAAUUAAUUCAGUUCCCUCCGUGUAAUGAGAUUUUUCUUCCAUUUGUUGUUUGGCAGUUUUGUGAUGAGACUUUUUUCCUAUUUGUUGUUGGCAGUUUUGUAUCCGCAGAAACAGUUGAUGGUCUACUGCCAAAACAGUUUUGUAAUGAGACUCUUCAAUGAACUGCAGUUUCUACUGCCCCUGUUCAAUUUAUUUAAAUUUGUUUAUGUUU